CGUCGACCUUCUAAAAAAUUUUCGAUGGUACCGGACUUAAAUGUGGACAAUGAGGCAUGGAUACUUGUCUUAUAUACCGGUGGAACGAUUGGAAUGAAGAGUAAUAAAGGCAUUUACUGUCCUGAGCAACAUUAUUUGCCGCGAGCAAUUCGAGAAUUACCACCAUUAAAUGAUGAAAAAUAUAUCGAAAAGAAUUACAAUUACAGUUCACUGAAGCCUUUCUGUCUUCCACCAGUUAGAAACACUCUAAAACGAAUUGUUUACUGGGUGGUGGAAUAUGAACCACUCUUGGAUUCAUCAGAUAUGACGUUUGAUGACUGGAUUCGCAUCGGUGUUGACAUACAAAAGGCAUAUAAGUCAUACGACGGUUUUGUGGUAUUGCAUGGAACAGACACACUUGCAUAUACAGCUUCGGCGUUAUCUUUUAUGCUUGAGAAUUUGACAAAACCAGUGAUUUUAACUGGUUCGCAGAUACCAGUUUGUGAGGUUCGUUCUGAUGGUCGCGAAAAUUUGAUUGGCGCCUUAAUCAUGGCUGCCAAUUAUGAUAUACCUGAAGUAACUAUAUUCUUUAACAAUAAGCUCUACCGCGGCAAUCGAUCUGUCAAACUUGAUAAUAGUGGGCUUGAAGCUUUUGAUAGUCCAAAUAUGUUACCAAUUGCGCAUAUGGAGAUCAAUAUUAAAGUGAACUAUGAAUCCAUAUUUCGUUCUCAAAGUUCUCAGCCAUUUUCAGUUUGUACAACUUUAUGUAGAAAUGUUGGACUACUUCGGAUAUUUCCAUCUAUUUCGAUUGAAUUGGUCAAAACUUUCCUGCAACCUCCAAUGGAAGGUGUUAUACUGCAAACAUAUGGUGCAGGCAAUAUGCCGUCACGAAGAACUGAUAUUAUUGAAAUAAUCAAAGAAGCCCAUGAACGAGGAUGUAUAAUCGUGAAUUGUUCGCAGUGCUUACGAGGAAGAGUUGACGUGCAUUAUGUGACAGGAAAAAUUUUAUACGAUGUUGGAGUGAUUUCUGGAUCAGAUAUGACAGUUGAAUCGGCUAUAACCAAAUUAUCUUAUGUGUUGGCGAAGGAUGAAUGGGAUUUACAGACUAAAAGAAAGAUGAUGCAGCGAAACAUUCGUGGAGAGCUAACGAUUACAAAUUACGACACGUUACAGGACUUAGAAAUCAUUCCACAAUUAGCGAAAUUCUUGCACAUUCACUCAACAGAAGAAGUUCAACUUUUACGCAAUGCGCUCUUUCCGCCACUUCUUUGUUACGCAGCACAAAAUAAUGAUCUCGAUUUACUUGACAAUCUUCGGCAGAGUGGCGCUCAAUUCUCACAGCCGGAUUAUAAUGGUCGAACUGCUUUACAUAUAGCUGCAGGCGCAGGACGUACACAAACCGUCAGAUAUCUUUUAGAUCAUGCAGCGAAUGUGAAUUUCAAGGACCAAUGGGGAGAAAAUGCAUUAAUGCAUGCAGUUCGAAGUAGAAAUACAGAAUGCAUACAAGUACUUCGAGAUGCUGGAGCAGUUUUCGGAUGCGAUCCAAUAGACAUAGGUUGGACAAAAAUUCGAAAUAAGAAGAAAUUUGCAAUGACAAUUCCCGCUCAACUUGGAAAUUUAAUCCAGUUGAAUCGGCUCGUUCAGUUUUUCUGUUUUGAACACUUAGUUUCCUGUCCUUAA
Molecule: messenger RNA, 1659 nt
Organism: Dracunculus medinensis (Guinea worm)
Lineage: Eukaryota; Metazoa; Nematoda; Chromadorea; Rhabditida; Dracunculidae
Source: the annotation of a GenBank genome assembly